Messenger RNA from Anopheles stephensi (Asian malaria mosquito), 5842 nucleotides. RefSeq names its product cadherin-23-like. Gene Ontology annotation, cellular component: plasma membrane. Gene Ontology annotation, molecular function: calcium ion binding. Bases 211 to 5415 code for a protein of 1734 amino acids. The transcript is spliced from 20 exons. The record is from RefSeq and is a predicted model, not a curated record. NCBI's taxonomy places the organism in Eukaryota, Metazoa, Arthropoda, Insecta, Diptera, Culicidae. Gene Ontology annotation, biological process: homophilic cell-cell adhesion.
AAUCGAGAGACCAUUCGAGUCAGCAGUCGCUGCCUGUCUGCUGCAGGCACAUGAUUAAUCGUGAACUGAACACCCUCCACCCUUCGAGGGCUCCGUGCUUGUGGUGAAGAAAGUGUAACUUUCUCUAUUUCUACGCCGCAGUGCUCAGUUUACAGUGAUCGAGCUGUGUCGCAUGUACCACAUUAAUGUGAUCAGUGUGUAUGCGUAGCAAUGAAAUGUGGCAGUAGUUCUUCCGACAUGUGGUCGGCAUUGUUAUGGUCCGUGCUGCUGAUGAUGCUACUCCCGACCGUGAUCGAAGUACACUGUCAGCAAUGGAGUGAUCCCAAGUUUGAUACGGGCAAUACGGAAAACAUAUCACUGGCCGCGUUCGACGAUACGCUGCUGCAGCAAGAUGUAUGGAUGGUGGAAGAGAUACAGCCACCGUUCGUUCUGGUUUGCCUCAACUACCAAGGACCUCCCGAACCCACCAUAAGACAGUCUCCGGCCAAUCUCGAGGCGGAGCUGAGGCGGGCGAACGAUGGUCGCUGGUGCAUCUACAUCAAUCGGCGCCAGGACUACGAGGUUGACAAACGUAGCAACAUCAUCCUGCUGGUGGUGGAAAACCCCGCCAUACCGUACACCCUUCUGGUGACGCUGGUAAACGUUCUUGACAAUGCGCCCGUCAUGACGGCGGAAGGAAAUUGUGAAAUUGAGGAGCAGCGCAACGACUUCGUUUCCGACUGUUUGUUCAACGUGUACCACGCGGACGGGUUCGAAGUGAAUGGGAUCGGCAAUUCAAGCACGAACGAGCUGUCGUUCGCGAUCGAAGAUGCGUCCGGUGCUGGUGAACAUUUUGAGUACGUGGUGGCCGCCAAAACGCACCCCCAGCCGAACUAUAACAAGCAGUACAAUUUGAAAGUCAAGAAAGCGUUAGACUACACCGAGAAGGCAAUUUUCAACUUCAUCACCACCGUGUACGAUCUCGAUAGAACGCACUCGUUCAGCAUGAGUACGAUCGUACAGGUGCGCAACGUCGAUAGUCGACCUCCAAUCUUCAGCCGUCCGUUCACCACCGAGCGUAUCUUGGAAAAGGAAAUGUUUCAAACGCUCGUGAUUGCAAUCGACAGAGACACCGGACUAAACAAACCAAUCUGCUACGAGCUAACGACCAACGAACCGAAAUAUCAAAAAUAUUUCGAAAUUGGCCAAAGCGACGGACUGCUAACCGUGCAUCCUAUCGAUCGUGACGCGGAACAGAACGAGCUGUACUCAUUUGCAAUUGUAGCCUACAAAUGUCACAACAAACUGCUAAACACAACCAGUGAAGGAGCCAUCAUUUUGGAGGACAAAAAUGAUAACUUUCCCGAGAUUGCAAUGAGUCCUGUUGAGCUCGAGUUUUGGGAAAACACCAUUAUGGAGCUCGACUUCAAGCAGUUUACCAUAAACGAUCGGGAUUUGGGCGAACAUGCACGGUACGAGGUACGGUUGGCAGAAACGGUAAGCGGCCAGCAGCAACCAACCACCUCCUUCACGAUCAUCCCAGAGAGUGGUUACCAGCUGGUGUCGUUUACGAUCAACAUCAUCAACGCGGCCAAGCUGGAUUACGAGUUGCCCGAGCGACAAACAUUCCUGCUGCACGUCACCGCCCAGGAACCAAUCGAACCGACGCACCAAAACACUCAAACCAUAACGAUUCGGCUUCGUAACUGGAACGACGAGGUGCCAAAGUUUGGCCAGGAAAACUAUCAAACCAGUGUGUUGGAAACGAUCGGUGCUGACGUACUGUUAGCGUCGGUCGCCAUUACCGAUCGUGAUAUAGACGACAGCAUCAAGCUAACCGUUCUGGGCCGUCUGUCGGAAAGUUUGGAAGUGGUGUCGCUACCGGUUGGCACCGAUCCUCUGUCCGGUGAUCCGAUGUAUCAGUUCGAACUUAAGACGAAACGAGCGGACAUUUUCGACUACGAUGUUGCGCAGGAGGUGAUCGUCCAGCUACAGGGCGAAGAUACGCUCAGGACAGAAAGGAAUGAACCCAUUCAUCAGAUCUUUUCACAGCUGACCAUUACCGUGCUUGACGUAAACAACAAACCCCCUCAGAUUACUUUGCCCCGCGGUACGAUGCACAUUUUGGAAAACUCAGUCGCCGAAAGCGAGGUAAUCAUCGGCGAGGAAGAAGUGGCAAAGAUCAUCGGGACCGAUCCAGAUACGGAAGCGGAGCUAGUGUUUAGCAUCGAUUGGAGCAGUAGCUAUGGCACCAAGAGUGGAGUUCGUGCGAAACCGGAAACAUAUGAAAACUGCUUCUAUGUGCACGAGGUGAAGGUUAACAGACAACUUACCGAAGCUACCAUCAGGGUGAAUCCUAACUUCAGCCUGGAGGUAGAUUACGAAAUGUAUGAUACACUCUUCCUGGCGAUUAUUCUGGUCGAUCAAAAUCAAACCCAAAUCAUGCCCAACACGGUAGAAACCGUAGUGGCGAUACAGAUAGACGAUGAGAACGAUAAUAAACCGUUUUUCGACGAGGCCACACUGCAGGUGGUACGAUCGGUGAGGGAACAAUCCGAUUCUGGGGUAACUAUCGGCAACAUCAUAGCGUACGACAUUGACGGACCGGGCAAUAACGAAAUGACCUUCUCAAUGGAACCCCUAGAUCCUGCCCACAAAGAAUGGAUGGAAAUAGAUCAGAACGGUAUCAUAAGAGUGAAGGCGGCACAAUCGAUCGACUGUGACAUACCGCCGAUCGAUUUUGUGUUGCAGAACGUUACCGUGUCGGAUUGGAAGUGGGGCAACUGGCACGUUUUUCAGAUUGACCUCAUGGACACGAACAACAAGCAACCCUAUCACGAACCACUGCCGGACGAUGGGCAGGUGUACAAGUUUGAAAAAAUACCCUCCAACACCGAAAUUGUGCUGGUGGAGGGUAAGGAUCUGGAUCGCGAUGAACCGUACCGUACCGUAUCGUACGAGAUCAACUAUCGUGACUUCCCGCAGCUUCAGCGUUACUUUGAGGUCAACAGUGCCGGGCGGGUGUACGUGAAGGAGAACAACGAUCUGCUCGAUCGGGACGGUGGUCUGGAAAGUAUCACGAUCAACAUCGUGAUGGUGGACAAUGCUGGUGGAUUCGGCAUACAAAAUCGUGUAUCGACAAACAUUCGCUUAACGCUGCUCGAUAUCAACGAUCACUAUCCGGAACUUCCCGAGCUAGCGUCGGAAGAGUUGGAAAUAUCGGAAGACUUCAAACAGGGACAUAUUAUACGGGAGAAAUUUGUUGCAACCGAUCGUGACGACAAGGAAACCCCGAAUGCGAAGGUUAAUUAUUACAUGCGCCAGAUUUUACCUGCACGGGAAACGGAUAUAUUCUUCCUGGAGUAUGUGGACGAAUACAGCACAUCACUAAAAGUGGCACAAGACUUAAAAGGUUACCACGGAACGUGGACGCUGAAAGUUGAGGCAUGUGACAGAGGCAUUGAGUACGAUCCGAUUAUUGAACUCCCCGAACCACCCGAGAGCAAAUGCAGCACGCGGGAUUACGAGUUGGUGGUUACACCAUUUAAUUACAACAGUCCCACCAUCAUAUACCCGACCCGGAAUGCACAGAUCCGGCUGAAAUACGAAUCGUUAAAGAAUGGCAGUCCACUGGUCGAUACGAAUGGGUCUAAUUUGCCGGAUUUUGUCGCCGUCGAUGAUGAUGGUGGCAUAUAUGGUGACGUUACGUUUUCCCUUCAAAGCACCAACGAUAACGACCGAGACCACGAGGUGUUCCGAAUGGACAAGCUUGACGCGAAAACCGGCCGGCUGGUGUUGGAAAAUGAGCAGGCAGUGCAACCGUUUCCGAAAAAUUACAGCAUUACCGUGAUUGCCAGAGAUGGGGGCGACAAGCAGACGGAAACUACGAUCUUCAUCGUCUUUAUCAACAUGACGGGCGAACCGGCCUUCCUGCAGCCAACCUUUGAUACAGACUUUACAGAAAAUGAAGAGGGUCUGGACGAGAGACGCCAACUUCCAUUCGCCGAGGAUCCGAAGAACGCUGGCCUACCACCAGGCGCACAGACAAACGUAUUCUACUUCAUCGACCAGAAGUACGGUAACGCGAGCCACCUGUUCGCACUAGACCCAGAAACAAAUGUGCUACGCUUGGACCAGCUUCUCGACCGGGAAGAGAUACCGUCCCACGAAAUACGAAUCGUAGCCACCAACAACGAAAACGGCCCACCAGCAACACUCGUCGAUUCGUCCCCCUCGCUGCUGGUCGUCCGGAUCAAGGUGAACGAUGUGAACGAUAAUCCGCCAGUAUUUCAGCAGCGGUUUUACGCGGCCGGCAUCACCACGAACGACCGUGUACAGAAGCCACUGUUCCGCGUGUACGCCGAAGAUCCGGACGAGGAUGAAAUUAUCCGGUAUGAGAUAGUGAGCGGAACGGAACAGGCGGUAGGCGAGAACCUGCCAACCGACGCCUUACCGUUCCGAUUGAAUCCAUCCACCGGGGAGCUGACGCUGGUGCAAAAGGUACAACCGAACCAGAAGGGAUACUAUCAGUUCACCAUAAUUGCGUUCGAUAACGACGAUACGCACAACGAUACGGUACAGGCGAAGGUGUACAUCGUAUCCGAAUCGAACCGUGUGUCAUUCGUCUUUCUGAACAGCGUCGAAGAGAUUGAUCAGCCGGACGUGCGAGAGUUUCUUGCCACCCAGUUAACUGCAUCGUACGGUAUGGAGUGCAAUAUUGACGAUAUUGACCAGGCGUUUAGCGAGAGGCAGGAAGGGUCCAGCAGCAGUGCCCUGACUGACGUCCGCACCCACUUCAUCCAGGACAAUCAGGCAGUGGAGGCAAGCCGUAUACAGCAACGAUCCUCCAAUCGUACCUUCGUCACCGAAUUAAAGGCCACACUGCGUAUCCGCAACCUUUCGCUCCAAGAUGUCCCACCGACGCCGGAAUCGCUGACCGAGGCCGACGAAACGUUGCAGAUAAUCCUGAUUGUAGUAUCGGCGGCCCUGGCCGUACUGUGCGUGAUUCUGUUCGUGGCGUUUUUCAUCAAGAUUCGCAGCCUCAACAGGCAGCUGAAAGCACUGUCCGCCACAGACUUUGGUUCGAUUUCGUCCGAGCUGAACGGGAAACCGACGCGAAACGUUCCCACCACGAACAUCUUCUCCAUCGAAGGCUCUAACCCGGUGCUUAACGAUAACGAGUUUGGCCGAAUGGGUGGUGGCGGAGUGUACGACGAUCUUAGCCUACAAUCGGAAGAAUCAGAUUUCAACGAUAUGGACAGGGACAUAUUCUCGCCGAAGCGAAAGGAAAGUCUCAACCCUGCCUUCCUGGAACAUUUGCGCCAGCGCUCGUUAAAUCCAAUGGCCAAUGGAAUGGACAAGAGCAUCGAAGUCGUGGAAGGCCCUACUCAUAAAAAACUGGACGAAACCGACGACGAGCUGUCCCAUCGGUUCUAAUUAUGUCGAUACGGAAUGUUUAAUGGCUCGUUUGCUGUAUUAAUUUUAGCUGUAAAUACGCUUUACUGUUAUUGGACGAAAUGUGUGGCUCGACGUCAGGGGCCUCAACCGGCAUCGAAACUGGUACAGGAGCACGAUAUUUUAGUAACCACUGCAUCGUCCACUACAAAUGAUAUCAGACGUGUAAGGGAUUUUGUUUUUUUUUCCAAUGUACCAGAGCUAUAUACAAGACUCAAAACGACAAUUUGUGUUUUUUGCUGAUUCAACGAAUUUGCACCCCGCAAAGCUAACCAGGCAAGGUCCGGCUGUGACAGUUUUGAUUUUCUUUUCGUUUUGUAAUAAAGGAACGUGAGCGACGUGAAAGAUGUAGAAAAAAAAUCUUAAAUUUGUGGCUCGCUGGGAGGCUGUUUUUUAGGGCCCAAUUCCA